AAAAUUUGCCAGGGGAGUCAGAAAGAGGAGGGAGCAGGACGAGUUCGAUAUUCUCCGAACCACUGAGCGAACUCUAUACAGUCAAUGAAUCAAACACACCCGACGAUUCAGGAGGGGUGGGGGUGAUGCUCCCCUGGUCACGUGACCGUGUCUCAGCACGAGCAUCAUGGCUGCGGAGGACCUGCCCUCGGAGUUUGACGUUGUAAUCUUGGGCACAGGUUUGGCUGAGUCUGUGGUGGCAGCUGCCUGCUCCAGAGUGGGUCAGAGGGUCCUUCACCUGGACAGGAGGAGUUAUUAUGCAGCUAACUGGGCCAGCUUCACCUUCAACGCUCUGCUCACCUGGAUCCAGGAGCAGCAGGAGGGGCCUCAGCCAGAGCAAGGCAAGGAUUGGUCAAGCUUGUUAAAUGACGGGGAGGAGCUAAUUCACCUAUCAAAUCCAGACCUUGAUUCCAUCACUAACAUACAAGUGCUCUCUUACGCCAGUGAGGAAGAUGAAGAAGUUCCAGACACUGCCAAAGAAGAAACAUCUGCCAACAGCCAAUUAGAGGCGGAGUCUACAGGUUCAAGGGAGGAGGAGUCGGCUGAGGCAGAGGAGGAGUCGGCUGAGGCAGAGGCCACCAACACAAAGGGGGAGGAGCCUGAAGUGGACCAGUCGCAUCCCGGUGCAUCUUCCGGCCCAUCAGAACCAACCAGGAAGAAGAUUAGCUACGCCCAGUUACUUAAGGAAGGUCGCAGGUUCAACAUCGACCUGGUCUCCAAGCUGCUGUUCUCUCGUGGCUCGCUGGUCGACUUGCUCAUCAGGUCCAACGUCAGUCGCUACACAGAGUUCAAGAAUGUCACCAGGAUUCUCACAUAUCGCCAUGGCAACCUGCAGCAGGUACCCUGCAGUAGAGCGGAUGUCUUUGCCAGUCGUCAGCUGUCUGUGGUUGAAAAGAGGAAGCUGAUGCGGUUUCUAACUUCCUGUAUAGAGGAGACAGAGAUGGAUCAAGCAUACAGCAGUCAGCCAUAUUCAAAGUAUCUGCAAGACCAGCAGCUCGGGGAAAACCUGCAGCAUUUCUUACUUCAUUCUAUUGCCAUGGUAACGGAAGACACACCCACGGAGGCGGGUCUAGCCUCUACACGUCACUUUCUGCGCUCCCUGGGUCGUUACGGCAACAGUCCAUUUUUGUUCCCAGUGUACGGCCUCGGAGAAAUCCCUCAGUGUUUUUGCAGGAUGAGUGCAGUUUUUGGAGGAAUCUACUGCCUCAGGCACUCGGUCAGCUGCCUCAUCGUGGACAAGGACGCCAACAGGUGUAAAGCAGUGAUUGACAGUCGGGGACAGCGAAUCAGCUGCAGCCACUUUGUGGUGGAGGAUGGUUAUUUAGGCAGCAGGAGUAGUGUGACCACGCCCACCAGGCUGCUGAGCAGAGCCAUCCUCAUAACGGACUCCUCGGUUCUGCCUAGCGACUCAGAGCAGCAGGUUUCCAUGGUGACUAUUCCUCCUGGGGAGGUGUGCCAGUCAGCAGUGAAGAUGGUGGAGCUGUGCUCGUCCACAAUGACCUGCAUGCCAGGAACAUAUUUGGUCCACCUGACCUGUCAGUCGGUUGGCUCCGCCUUCGAGGACCUGUCCCAGCUGGUCACUAAGAUGUUCCAAACCCCAGAGUCACAGGAGCCAGGAGGGCGUCCGUCUGUCCUCUGGAGUCUGUACUUCAACAUGGCUGACGGCUCGGUGCCUGGGGUCGAAGGUCAGGGACUCCCAUCGAACGUGCACGUGUGUUCUGGUCCAGAAGGAAGUCUGGAUCAUGAACACAGCAUCAAACAGGCUGAGCUCAUCUUCCAGAGGAUUCUGCCCGACGAGGAGUUCUGUCCUCCAGCUCCGAACCCGGAGGAUAUCAUCUAUGACGGAGAGAGCCCCACCCCUUCAGCCGAGGAGGACUCGGUCAAGGAGGCGGGGCAACAGGAGGAAUCAGGAGGGGAUCUCAAGGAGGCGGGGCAACAGGAGGAAUCGGGAGGGGAUCUGAACCCUCAGCUGGAUCAGUGACCUGCAGAUAUUUGCCGUCUGUAAUUUGGGGCGAAUAAAGUUUGAAUGUCCCUUCUUUAGUGUCUACAUGACCAAAGAAAGAGCCUUCAUUACCCAGAAGUCAGAGGUGCUGGUUUUCCCUUUGAGACAAAGCCAUUAAAUCUAAUGAUGAAUCUGAAUUCAAUUCUUAGAACAUGUUUCUUUGUCAGUAAAGUAUCCUGUAAGAAACUAUUUCAAUGUCAGCUGUGACUUCAGCUCUUAGCCUCCAUUUCUAAAGAUCCACGGCUUCAUUUCACACUUAAGAGCGACGAAAAAAGCUCAGUUGACACCGACAGACUUUAACAAGCUUUUAUUGUGAAAGAGUAGGUCCCGCUCACAGACGCCGGCCGCGACGUCCUCCCUUCCUCCGGGUGGAGUCUGAGGGGAUGGGGGUGACGUCCUCUGAGGAAGACAAGAAGAUGAAGUUAGUUUCCGAGGUCCUGACAGAAGCUGAAAUAACUACGACCAUCCAAUCUGAUGCUGUUUGAUAAAUUGCCCAAUUCUGUUACAUCUGUCUAUGUCACUCUUAACGCAGCCCAAGGCGGUCUUCUCGGUCAUGUGAUAGGUUAUUGCUAAAAUGAAACCCAGGAGCUAGCAAAAUGAGUAAGAAACAAACGUCUUUGGAAGCUUUCUCUGCGAAGUGGUAAAGGCCCGCAAGGAGACAGAAGAGGAGCCUUCAACUUCUAAAAAAAUGAAAGCUACAAUUAAUAGGCAGUACUUCUUUUUUGCACCAUGAGCAUGGGAGUGGAUGAUGACACCUGAGCGAUGUUGUGCGUGUCAAAAUAAAAGCUUGGGGUUCUUGUCA
Oryzias latipes (Japanese medaka) is the source of this 2843-nucleotide messenger RNA. It is a transcript of the gene chm, whose product is annotated as CHM Rab escort protein. Gene Ontology annotation, molecular function: GDP-dissociation inhibitor activity. Lineage: Eukaryota; Metazoa; Chordata; Actinopteri; Beloniformes; Adrianichthyidae. Gene Ontology annotation, cellular component: nucleus; cytosol; cytoplasm. Gene Ontology annotation, biological process: small GTPase-mediated signal transduction; intracellular protein transport; vesicle-mediated transport. The record is from RefSeq and is a predicted model, not a curated record.